This is a messenger RNA of Peromyscus californicus insignis, 1099 nucleotides long. Its product is annotated as cathepsin Q-like. Gene Ontology annotation, cellular component: lysosome. The transcript has 7 exons. Gene Ontology annotation, molecular function: cysteine-type endopeptidase activity. NCBI's taxonomy places the organism in Eukaryota, Metazoa, Chordata, Mammalia, Rodentia, Cricetidae. The coding region runs from base 62 to 1099 and encodes 345 amino acids. The record is from RefSeq and is a predicted model, not a curated record. Gene Ontology annotation, biological process: immune response.
AUUUUAAAAACACUGGUGUUGUUACAGCUUCAUUUCUCUUCCUUAUCCAGGGUUGUGAGUCAUGACUUCUGCUGUAUUCCUGGUUAUCCUGUGCAUAGGAAUUAUGUCAGGUGCUUCAGCACAUGAUCCCAGUUUGGAUGCUGAAUGGGAGGAAUGGAAGAUGGAUUACGAAAAAUCAUACAGCCUGGAGGAAGAAGCAAUGAGAAGAGCAGUAUGGGAAAAAAACUUGAAAAUUAUUAAAGAUCACAAUGGGGAGAAUGGUCUGGGUAAGAAUGGCUUCACCAUGGAAAUGAAUGAGUUUGGUGACAUGACUGGUGAAGAGUUCAAGGACAUGAUGGUUAAUAUACCUGUCCCACCUCACAACAAAUGGAAAAACGUCUGGAAACGUUCUGUUGGUUAUGGUGGUCUACCCAAAUUUGUGGACUGGCGAAAGGAUUUACCUGAAUUUGUGAACUGGCGAAAGGAAGGCUAUGUGACUUCUGUGCGGAAACAGGGUAAAUGCGGUUCAUGUUGGGCUUUUGCUGCAACUGGUGCCAUAGAAGGACAAAUGUACCACAAAACAGGCAAACUCACCCCCUUGAGUGUGCAGAACCUAGUGGACUGUUCUAAACCUCAUGGCAAUAAUGGCUGUGAUUGGGGUAAUACAUACAAUGCCUUUCAGUAUGUUUUGCACAAUGGAGGUGUGGAGGCUGAAGCAACCUACCCAUAUGAAGGAAAAGAAGGACCAUGCAGGUAUGAUCCUAGGAAUUCAGCUGCUAAAAUCAAAGAAUUUGUUGCCCUCCCAGAAGGUGAGGAUAUUCUAAUGGAUGCUGUAGCUACUAAAGGGCCCAUUGCUGCUGGAAUUGAUGCUUUCCAUGAUUCUUUUCUGUUCUACAAGAAAGGUAUUUAUCAUGAGCCAAACUGCAACAGCUAUGUUUUGAAUCAUGCAGUUCUUGUGGUUGGCUAUGGACAUGAAGAAAAUGAAACGUAUAGCGAAAGCUACUGGCUGAUCAAGAACAGCUGGGGUAAAAAAUGGGGCCUGAAGGGCUACAUGAAACUUGCCAAAGACUGGAACAACCACUGCCAAAUUUCUUCAUAUGCCCAAUACCCUACUGUGUGA